This is a messenger RNA of Salarias fasciatus (jewelled blenny), 2382 nucleotides long. It is a transcript of the gene chic1, whose product is annotated as cysteine-rich hydrophobic domain 1. Lineage: Eukaryota; Metazoa; Chordata; Actinopteri; Blenniiformes; Blenniidae. The record is from RefSeq and is a predicted model, not a curated record. Bases 1 to 525 code for a protein of 174 amino acids. The transcript has 6 exons.
AUGAGCGUCUUACUACCCAACAUGGCGGACUUUGAUACCAUUUAUGAGUUAGAAGACGAAGAGGAUGAGCACGUAGUGAGCGAGGAGCACUUACCCAGAUACUGCCCGGAGCCCGUGGUCAUGCGAGGGGCCGGCCACAUCACCGUGUUUGGACUGAGCAACAGAUUCGACACAGAGUUUCCCUCUGUUCUCACGGGAAAGGUAGCACCAGAGGAAUUCAAAACCAGCAUCGGCAGAGUGAACGCGUGCUUGAAGAAGAACCUGCCUGUGAAUGUGAAAUGGCUCCUCUGCGGCUGCCUGUGCUGCUGCUGUACAGUCGGCUGUAGCCUGUGGCCCGUUAUUUGCCUCAACAAGAGAACAAGACGCUCCAUUCAGAAGCUUUUAGAAUGGGAAAAUAACCGACUAUACCACAAGCUGGGCCUACACUGGAAACUCAGUAAAAGAAAAUGUGAAAGCAGUAAUAUGAUGGAAUAUGUGAUUCUUAUAGAAUUCUUACCCAAAUAUCCUAUAUUUCGACCGGACUGAGCGGGCUGGCGGCGGACUGGACACGUGGCCCUUGACUCUUCUCCUCAGUGCCUUGUAUAUAAUACAGUAUGUUGUGAUGAGGGUCUGCACUGGCGUCUCCCAUCUGACGGCCCCGUACAUCUCCCUGUACCUUGUACAUUACAAUUUGCGACACUGUCACUUUGCUUUAGAGCAGAUUUUGCACAUUUUCCCCGACGGAACUAGACCUUGUCCCCUUUGUUGCACUCUUUUUUUCUUUUUUUUUUUUUUGGUUACAUAUUUGAAAAAGCAAGUGAAAACUCGAAAAGUGCAUUUACCCCAAAGAACCAUCAGCCUGUCUCCCGUAGAUUAUCUCAGUAAUCCCUCGCAAAGAAUGUGAUGCCUCCACCUUCCGUAACUACCCUUGCCUUAUGUAUGGUUUGAAAAAGAAAUAACUCCUCGUGUGACGGGCGGAGGGAGACUCGGGGCGAUUCGACAAGUCUGUGCGUUUAACAUGCGAUUUGUUGGGUCUCCACUUCUUUGCAGGCAGAUGGGAUGGUUGGAUUUGCCUAACGUACAGUGUACGUCCACCCUGUGUUUGACCUUUAACCCCCUCUGUACAUGGGAACUAGCUAGUAAAAGACCUUGACCUGUAAAUACCAUGUUAGAAUAAGCUGUACAGUGGUCUACCAUUGUUUACAUAAAGUUACUUAGUUCUUUAGUUUUUCUUUUGCCAAUAUAUUGCUGUACCAUAGUUUUGACUAAUGAAAGAUGUCUAUGUACCUUUCUAGUUUAUAUGGACCUGUUUACCUUGUUAAGCCAUAUAGUGACUAUGUACCUGAUGCCAGAGUUAGGACCGAUUAUUGCACUCGAGCCCAGGCGAACGUCAGGAUAUCAGACUCGUCCUGGACAUUCAUCCGGUGACGACAGCGGUUCACGUUACACGGUGGUCUUUGCCAAUGAAGAUGAUGCUCAGUGAUUCGUCAUCUGUUAAAAAAAAAAGACUGGAGAUGGUUGGAAGAUUAUUAUCUCUAUACUUCCACUCAUGUUUUUGUUCAGUUUAUCCCGACUUUGCAUUGAUUUUGUAGUUUUAUACUUCUCCCCCGUGCUGUGUUCGAGGUCCUCCCGAUGUGUUAGGGAACACAUGUAUCUCCAGUCCACGGUGUGUCAAGCAGACGGCUCCUUCGUUUCAACCCUCCUCUCCAGUGUUGCUGUUAUUUUCCUGGAUCUUAGUCAACAGACUGCUGCAUUGCGUUGCAUUAGAGUGCCUCUGGAGUAGUUGCAGAUUCAGGGGAGAGCAGACUGAAAUCUGUGCUCCUCUUCUGAGGAGACUUCAAAUCCUCCUCCCAGCAUUGUCCCUGUUACAAUUCCUGUACAUGUCUGUCAUGAAGACCUAAUCCCUGCGGACAGAGAAAAUAAACAUGUUGAUUUUGAGCGCUGCGCCUCUUCUCUGCCCUCUGAAACCACCCCGCGCGUAUCUGGUGUCACGCGUGACGAACGGCGUGUCAUCUCAGUGAAAACGGAUCAGGGCCGACCUCCGCCGAGGCGCUCCGCUGUUUGUCAUGUUUAACAAGGUGUUGAAUCGUUAACUUUAACAAGACAGCCUGCAAUUACUCAACACAUUUGUAAAACUGGCUUGUUACUAUAACCCGCCGCUACUUCCUUAAUGCUGCACACACCAGCGGUCAGGGAGCAGGAGACACGACACACACGGCUCUACAGUAGCUCAUUUCACUACAAGACCCCCCCCUGCAGCCCCCCCCCUUAAAGCCCUGGAGUGGAGGCUUCACUUCAGGGUGGUUUAUUUUAUGGUCCUUUGUUUUGCUGUUUUCACAUCCACUGUCUGCCUCAGUGGAAGUUUUGAGGAAGUCUUCACAGCUGCAGUCGUUGAAUCCUUUU